Molecule: messenger RNA, 5221 nt
Organism: Acanthoscelides obtectus
Lineage: Eukaryota; Metazoa; Arthropoda; Insecta; Coleoptera; Chrysomelidae
Source: the annotation of a GenBank genome assembly
CGGCAAUGUUGGCAUCUUCAAAAACAAAAUGUGUUCUCAUCUACGCCAGGCCACCUUAUUGAUAGUUUGAAAGUUUGAAGCAACUUUAUUUAGUUGAAACGUGCUUAAAGUGUGUAAUUGUGAUUCUUUAAGGAAAAAUCAAGCAGUCUACUUACAUCAAACAUCUUGCUUUGACUGAGAGAGCAUAAUGAAUGAAAUUGUGAAAAUAGAACCCAUGGAACAUGGCUAUCAAAAAGUCAAAACAGAAGCAACGGAAACUGAUUCAAACAUGUACAGUGCUGACUUGGAAUAUAAGGAUUUCUUCCCAAUCAAAGAUGAAUUGGUCAUCAAAAAUGGAGAUAGUAAAGUUGAAACAGAAACACAAGAAACUGUCUUAAACAUAUAUAGUGCUGAUUUUGGAUAUAAGGAUGUUAAGAUAGAAGCUGAUGACAUGAAUAUUAAAGCAGAGCGAACAGAGGAUGACCCAAAUACUUGCAGUGUUGAUUUCAAAUUAACCAAUGAAGAAUUAGACAUCAAAGAGGAGGAUGAAGCAUUAUCUAGGAAAGUUUCAGAAAGGAAGUAAAAAUAAUUUAUUUCAGUGACCUGAAUCAAAUACGCCCUGGAGGGCACUGCCAUGAGGAAUUAAGUGCAAAUUUGUAUAGCAACAAUUAUUACAAUGAUAUCAAUUGCGAUAAGUUCUGUCCUACCAAUCCUAUGGAUGAUCACAGCCAUGGGACGUGCGUUCAUUGUAAUGAGGAGUUCACGUCGGAGACACAUUUUGAUGACCAUAUAAAAAUGAAGCAUCCCGAAUUUGCUGCAUCUGUGUCUAAUAACAUACAUGAAUGUAUACACUGUGCACACAAAACCACCAGUGAACGUGAAUUGUCCCAGCAUAUGUUAAAACACAAGACCCAUUUGUGUAUUUACUGUAACUCAACAUUCAGACUAAAAGUAAGCUUGGAUGAACAUGUAAUCAAGAAACAUCCUGAGUUUAUUGAAUUGGUUUCAAGUAAAAUACACGAAUGUAAAUAUUGUACUUAUAAAACUGCUAAAAAGGACCGUUUAGAUAAACAUAUCUAUGAACAUUCUCCAGCAGAAGGUAGCUAUGAGUACAACACAUGUAUUCAUUGUAAUGCAACAUUCAAAAUUAAGAGAUAUCUCGAUAACCAUACGAUAAAAAAACACCCAGACUUUAUUUCAUCUGUUUCUACUAAAAUACAUAAUUGUAAACAUUGUGCGUAUAAAACGAUUUACAAAAAAUGUUUAACUCUACAUAUGCUGAAACAUACGGCAGAUAGUUACUCUAUGCGCAUCUGCUGUCGUUACUGUAAUGCAACAUACAUAUAUAAAAGGAAUCUAGAGGACCAUAUACUUAAGAAACAUCCUGAAUUUAUUGCUUCAGUUUCAAGUAAAAUACAUGAAUGCAAGCAUUGCACAUAUAAAACAACUUUUAAACAAUAUUUAAUUAGACAUAUGCUGAAACAUUCUGCGGCAGAUUACCCUAUGCGCACCAAGUGUUCUUACUGUAAUGCAACAUACACAACUAAGAUGGAUCUAGAUGAACAUAUGCUUGAGAUGCAUUCCGAGUUUAUUGCUUUGGCUUCCAGUACAAUACAUGAAUGUAAACAUUGCUCAUAUAAAACAAGUUUUAAACAAUCUCUAACUAAACAUAUGCUGAAACAUUCUGCGCCAGAUUACCCUAUGCGCACCAAGUGCUCUUACUGUAAUGCAACAUACACAACUAAGAUGAAUCUAGAUGAACAUAUACUUAGGAAACAUCCCGAGUUUACUGUAUCGGUUUCAAGUAAAAUAUAUGAAUGUAAAUAUUGUACAUAUAAAACCACUAGGAAACACCGCUUCGCUGAACAUAUGUACGAACAUUCUGAGGCAGAAGUUAGCUAUGAGAGCAACACAUGUAUCCACUGUAACGAAACAUUCAGGCAAAAGUUGAGCUUAGAUGUUCAUGUAAUUAAGAAACAUCCAGAGUUUAUUUCAUCGGUGUCAAGUAAGGUAUAUGAAUGUUUCCAUUGUGCAUAUAAAACAAUCUAUAAAAACCAUUUAGCUAAACAUGUGCUGAAACAUUCUUGGGCAGAAGGUAGCUAUGAGCACAACACGUGUAUUCACUGUAAUGCAACAUUUAAAACAAAAGAGUAUCUAGAUAAUCAUACAAUCAAAAAACAUCCAGACGUUCUGACAUCUGUUUCUAGUAAGAUACAUCAAUGCAAAUAUUGUACAUAUAAAACAACUAUUGCAAAUUAUUUAACUAAACAUAUGCGAAGUCAUCCUCCAGCAGAAAGCACCAAGUGUAGCUACUGUAAUAUAACGUACAAAACUAAAAGGGAACUGGAUGAGCAUACGCUUAGUAAUCAUCUUGACUUAAUUUCGACAGUAUCUAGUAAAAUUCGUGACUGUAAAUACUGCACAUAUAAAACCACAUACAAAAAAUAUUUAACUGAACAUAUGCUGGAACAUCCUACGGCAGAAGUGAUGCGUACCAAGUGUUCUUACUGUAAUGCAACAUACACAUCUAAAACGAAUCUAGAUGAACAUACACUUACGAAGCAUCCUGGGUUUACCUCAUCAGUUUCAAGUAAAAUACAUGAAUGUAAAUAUUGUACAUAUAAAACCACUUUGAAACACCGUUUAGCUAAACAUAUCUAUGAACAUCCUGAGGCGGACGCUAGCUAUAAUUACAACACGUGUGUUCACUGUAACGCAAAAUUCAGAUUAAAGUUGAGCUUAGAUUAUCACGUAAUUAAGAAACAUCCCGAAUUUGUUGCAUCGGUUUCAAGUCAAAUACAUGAGUGUGAAUAUUGUUCAUAUAAAACCACUGGGAAACAGCGUUUAGCUAAACAUGUACUGAAACAUUCUCUGGCAGAAGGUAGCAAGCCCAACACAUGCAAGCACUGUUACGCAACAUUCAAACUAAAGUCAAGCUUAGAUUAUCAUGUAGCUAAGAAACAUCCUGAAUUUGUUGCAUCGGUUUCAUGUAAAGUACAUGAAUGUAAACAUUGUCCCUAUAAAACUAAUAAAAAGCGCAGCUUAGCCAAACAUAUAGUGAAACAUUCUCAGCCAGAAGGUAGCUAUGAACAAAACACAUGCAUUCAUUGUAACGCAACAUUUAAAACCAAGGGAUAUCUAGAUAACCAUACGAAUAAAGAGCAUUCUGGCAUUAUUACAUCUGUUUCUGGCAAAAUACAAUAACGUAACAUUGUACAUAUACUGGGUGUCACACGUAGACCUGCUGAUAUCGGUUGCUUAAAAAGCUGACGUAAGACUAUUAUAAAAAUGUGGUUUUAUAUUACAGUAUAAAUACUACAGCUAAAAUAUUUUAAAAAUAAUGACACUUUCAGUUGUACCAGGUGUAGGAAUCUCUAUAUUAUUCAAUAUUUGGAUUCUACGCGAUAUUCUAAAUACAGUUUAUAUACAAGGUGUCCAGAAAUUGAAGGAUGAUCCUGCAAUUGGAGACUGACCUACUGUUUGCAAAAUUUUGUUCAUGCAAAAGUCUCAUGGGUUGCAAAAUAUAUGGCAAUCAAUUUUUAAUUUCAGCAAAAAUCACCGCCUUGUUUCAAUUUUUACAAAUAUCAAUAUUUUGAACCGGGUUUGUUUCAAAAUAUUUCCAGUUGAUUGUUACGUCAAUAUAAUUUUUUCUCGUCUUUUUUGCUUUCCUUUGUAAUAGGUUUGUUUUAGUAUGGACCUACUUUAGUAGAUUUUAUUCCGAAUUUGGAUAACAAAUUUUAGAUGGUGGUCAAUGAAAGAGACUGAAAGUUAGAAAACCUAAAAAGUCGGUCUACUUCGCAUAUUAAUAGUUUUCGAGAUAUAUGGAAAUAUCAGUUUUUCUAUAACAAAAAGGUUCUAGGAGGCUUUUACCAUAAGAUAAUCGAGAUCGAGAACAUACUUGCACAAAAUCAACUUUAUUCCAACGCUUAAUGUGAUGGAAGUAUAACAAAAUGUUCGCCAUGCAUUUCACCACGAAAGCGCAUCACAGCAUUCCGUCGUGGUGGAUAGCGUCGUCCUAAAAUUCAUUUGUCUCAACCCGUUAUCUCCCAUCGUACAUAUGAGAAACCUAUUACUGGUUUGUCUGCUUUUCUCAGCACAUGCCUUGUUCAGCAUCAUUCGUCUCACCAGUCUCUGGUGCAGUUAAAUCCGUAACAAUUAUAAGCACUAUUUAGUCGAUACCUGCAUCCAGUCCAGAAAUAUUCUCGAUUUUCAAUUUCGACGCCCAAUAUCUUGGUAAGGCGGCAUCAUAAGCCUCAUGUUUAUAUAAACUUUUCGUAUGGUUUUUGGACCACAGGCUUAAUGAUGUGCUAAUAUUGCAGGAUAUGAUUCUUCAAAUAAUUUUAGGAGAACAUUUUACAUGAACAUAUCGUCAGCUUGCUGCAAAAACAAGAUAACUCAAUUUUUCGAUUUUGGAGUUGAGUACAUUUUCACACAAUCAUAUACCUGUUUCGGAUAAAACUGUUUAAGAUAUGCUUUCGUAUAUUCUAAUUGUAUUUGAAUAAAAUUUGCAGUCCACUAUAAGUAAGGCUUGUCAAACAUGUAAACUUCAUUUUGGAAGUUAUCUGGUUUUUGCAGUAACCUGACGAUAUGUCUCCAAUGGUUUAAAAUUUUAUUUACAGGGUGUUAUAUUUUUUAAGAAACAAAUUGUUUUUAUUAUAUAUCCUCGAAAGUAUCAGCUGAUUUUGAUAUAUGUGUGAUGUUAUUAAACACUUAUACUUAGGCCAGGUUUUUCAAUCGCAAGUUAACUUUCAAGUUGCAUUGUUUGGAAGUUAACUUUAAGUUGCCCGAAAAUUCGCUUUACAUGUUUUUGUUAAUAGACUUGUAAUCGUUGGUGCGGCAACGCCGCUCUAUGUCGGACGUGUAACUGCAACAUUCUAUUUCACCAAUAGAGAGUUUUUAGUGCUAUUCCUUAUGAUCUUCGUUAUUACGAUUUUGCACAGCAUCCAAACAAUCCUUUGUUCUCCGCUAUCGAAAUAAGAAAGCUCCGUUAGCCUCCCUAUUUGCUAUCACUGUCAACAAUAUCGCAACGUAGGCUUAACGAUUCGUUACACUAAAAACUCUCUAAUACCUGAUUUGUUGGCUAAAGUUAAAUAACGCUUAGGGCAAACCUGAUGUCGAAAAACACUUUUUUAGAUUUAACUUCUGGUUAGCAGUGAAAUUGAAGUUAACUUGCAUUUGCAAAACCGGUCCUUAGAUAAAUAUGUGACGACUUCCUUAUAUGAUUAUACUGAGUUGAAUAAAG